AAAUUACUUCUUUAUGCAAUACUAUAGGUUAAUCUGAGUUAAUCAGUUUUAUCUUAUCGAGAAAUGUCACUUGGAGUAUUUUUUGGUCUACUUAACCUUAAAAAAAAUCUAUUUCACUCUUGCUUAAGUGUUCUGUUUGUUAGUGGAGCCUACAGUCUACGUAAUAAUACGCGCAUUACCUAUAAAAUGCCUUCAAGCGGUUUAAGCCCAAUGGACCCCAAUUCAUUUUCCAGGCCAGACCUGGCUGUUGUUACUAACAUAUUCAUGGCAUUGGACAUUAAUUUUACUCGUAGAGUCAUCAGUGGAAACACCGAUUUAACAGUACAAAAAGUAGAUCAAAAAGUUGAAGAAGUUAUUUUAGAUAUUAAAGAUUUAAAUAUUGAAGCUAUAUAUGAGACACAAUCAAAUAUUAAAUUGGAUUAUAAAAUUUCUGAAACAGGACCCUUUGGUUCAAAGUUAACUGUUGCCUUACCAGAUAAAAACCUAGAAAACUACAUCAUAAGUGUAAGAUAUGAAACAAGCCCAAAUGCAAGUGGGCUUCAAUGGUUGAAUCCUGAACAUACUGCAGGAAAGAAAUUUCCUUUCGUUUUUAGUCAAUUUCAGGCAAUCCAUGCUCGAUCUGUUAUUCCUUGCCAAGAUACACCAUCAGUUAAAACUAAAUAUACAGCAGUUAUCUCUGUCCCCAAAGAUUUAACUGUUGUUAUGUCAGCAAUCAAUAAACAUAAAAAACCUCUUUUAGAACGUACAAUGUACGCAUUUGAACAAAAUAUCCCCGUCCAGUCGUAUUUAAUAGCCUUGGCAGCUGGAGAAUUAGAAUCGAGAGAAAUCGGACCUCGAUCGAAAGUUUGGGCGGAAAAGGAAAUUGUUGAUGCAGCCGCUUUUGAGUUUAGUGAUACCGAGCGGCAAUUAAAAACGGCAGAAGAUAUUUGUGGACCAUAUGUAUGGGGAAUAUAUGAUUUGUUGGUAUUACCACCUAGUUUUCCUUUUGGGGGAAUGGAAAAUCCUUGUUUAACAUUUGUUACACCAACACUUUUAGCAGGUGACCGUUCUUUAGCUAAUGUUGUUGCUCAUGAAAUAGCACAUAGUUGGACAGGAAAUUUAGUUACAAAUGCUAAUUUUGAACAUUUUUGGCUAAAUGAAGGUUUUACAAUGUUUAUUGAGAGAAAGGUAUUAGGCAGGCUUCAAGGGGUUAAAUAUGAAGAUUUUCACGCCUAUGAAGGAUAUUUAGAACUACAAGAAACGGUAAAUCGAAUGGGCGAAAAGGAUCCACUUACAAAACUUGUGUUAAAUUUAGAAGGUGUUCACCCAGAUGAUUCAUUCUCUUUAAUUCCCUAUGAAAAAGGAUACAUCUUUUUGAGAUAUCUCCAAAGCUUAGUUGGAAUAACAGCAUUUGAAAGCUUUCUUAAAACAUAUUUUGAAACUUAUAAAUAUAAAUCAAUAAAAACCAGCGAUUUUCAAGAAUAUUUCAAAAAUCAUUUUAAAUCAAACACUGCAAUUACAAAAAUUGAUUGGGAUACAUGGCUUUAUGGCACUGGAAUGCCUCCCAUCAUCCCAGACUACGAUCAAACACUAAGAAAUACAUGCCAAGACUAUAUUAAACAAUUCAUUUCAUGGAAUGGUCAAGAUAGUUUUCCGAUUAGUUCACAGGACAUUGCUGCUUUAAUUCCAGAUCAGAAAAUUCAUUUUCUUCGUCUUAUUUUAAAAGAAGAACCUCAAUCUCUCGAAAAAUUGCGAGGUCUUGAAACCGCAUUUGAUCUUUCUGAUGUUAAAAAUUCGGAAAUGAAAUUUUUAUGGUUUAGAAUUUGUAUCAAGGGAAGAUGGGAAGAGAAAAUUGAAGGAAUUUUGAGCUGGUUAAAUGGAGUUGGAAGGAUGAAGUACACAAGACCUUUAUACAGGGAUUUGUAUAAUUGGGAAGCAUCCAAAACAACUGCUAUCAAUAAUUUUGAAAAAUGUAGGAGCUGUAUGAUGCACGUUAGUGAAUACACUAUUGCUAAAGAUUUGCAUUUAUUAAAAUAGAGAAAAAAAAUGUAAGGUUAUGCCAAAAUGAUUAUUUUAUGUAAAAACGAAAUUAAAUAA
This is a messenger RNA of Onthophagus taurus, 2076 nucleotides long. RefSeq names its product leukotriene A-4 hydrolase-like. Gene Ontology annotation, molecular function: zinc ion binding; aminopeptidase activity; epoxide hydrolase activity. NCBI's taxonomy places the organism in Eukaryota, Metazoa, Arthropoda, Insecta, Coleoptera, Scarabaeidae. Gene Ontology annotation, cellular component: cytosol. Gene Ontology annotation, biological process: proteolysis; peptide catabolic process. The record is from RefSeq and is a predicted model, not a curated record.